Molecule: messenger RNA, 963 nt
Organism: Leptopilina heterotoma
Lineage: Eukaryota; Metazoa; Arthropoda; Insecta; Hymenoptera; Figitidae
Exons: 1
Coding region: 1-963 (320 amino acids)
Biological process (GO): DNA integration
Molecular function (GO): nucleic acid binding
Source: RefSeq, a predicted model, not a curated record
AUGGGAGAUUUACCGUCGUACAGAAUAACACCGUCUCGUAGCAUCCAACAUACAGGGAUAGAUUACGCAGGUCCGAUCGAAAUUAGAACGGGGAAAGGUCGGGGAUACAAAUCAAUUAAAGGAUAUUUUUGCAUUUUUGUUUGUAUGGUUACUCGAGCUGUACAUUUAGAAGCAGUGACAGAUUAUAGAGCCAAAACAUUUAUUUUAACAUUAAUUAGAUUUGUCUCACGAAGAGGAUUACCCAGUGACAUUUACAGUGAUAACGGGACAAAUUUUCGUGGUGCCGACAAAGAAUUGAAAGAAGCUUGGCGAAAUGUAACCAUUGAAAAGAGCGUACAGAAUCAUGUUUUGGAUAAAGGUAUAAGAUGGCAUUUUAAUCCUCCACAUGCUCCCCACUUUGGAGGUUUGUGGAAAGCUGGAGUAAAAAGUGUAAAAUCUCAUUUUAAACGCGUGAUAGGAAAGCAAACUUUAACAUUUGAAGAGUUGAUUACUUUACUUUGUCAAGUAGAGGCGUGUUUAAAUUCUAGACCAAUAGCAGCUUUAUCAAAUACAGCGGAUGAUUUCAACUACUUAACACCAGGACAUUUUUUAAUAGGGGCACCUCUUCUAAGUAUUCCACACACAUCCGAAACUAGCCCUAAUAAAGAUCGGUUUGUACGUUGGAAUCUUGUUCAACGUAUGAUGGAAGACUUUUGGAAACGUUGGUCCAUUGAAUAUCCUCAAGGACUGCAAAAACACUAUAAGUGGAACAAAAUUACAAAGAAUAUCCAGAAGAAUGAUUUGGUACUAAUUCAAGAUCCUGAAAAUUUGAAAAUGAAAUGGACUAUGGGAAGAGUAAGUGAAGUUCAUCCUGGUAAAGAUAAUUUAGUUCGAGUAGUAUCAGUAAAAACUAGCAAGGGUACAUAUCGUAGACCUAUAUCACAAAUAUGUUUAUUACCUCUUCAGCAGGAAAAGCUUGAUUAA